UGUAUUUGUAUGACCUUAAUCUACCUUGUACUAAUUGGUCUAUUUGGGUCAGUUUUCAAUGUCAGUUCCACUUUUCACGAAAUAGAAGAAAAGUCAUAAAGAAUUCAUGUAGCCUACAUCAAAAAUAUAGAAAUGGAACAUUUACGAUAAUCCACAUUUUAAUUCCACAGUGACAAACAAUGGCAUUUAAAAAAUCCAUAUUGAGUGUAUUUAUAUAUUUGAUUGCUUUAACAGCUAUUAUUAUAAUUCAGUGUGAUCAAUUGGGCCUUCGUUUAUUUCUUUGUUUGGGCUUAGACAGUCUUCGUACAAGGUAUGGCCCAAACGUAAUGCUUCAUUGUUUUUGUUUAUGUUCAUUGCUCUAUCCUUUGCUAUAACUAGUUCUUCUUGUGUUUAGUCUUUUUCUAGUAUUUUGAACAAGUGGCUUCUAUUGUUCAUUAUACUACUAUUCUAGAUUUAAUUUUAGGUCUUAGAGCGAUUGGAAAAUUUGAACUUGCAUUUGUUUUAAAUUCCUAUUCAUAAUUGAUCAUCGAUACCAAUUACCGAGCUCAAAUCAGCCAUCAUUUUUUCAAUUUAAUGUCAUACCUUUAGUAUAAAAUUUUCCAAGGAAUAUUUGAAGGACGCAUGUUACAAUUAUAUAUCAUACUAAUUUACUGCCAGGCAAUUGGGCAAGUUUUCACUCCAUCUUAUUUUUCAUAUCGUGGUGCAUCUUGUUAAUAGACGAGCUAUUAUUAUUCAUAGCUUAUUAUUAUUUUUGUAAUUCAUCCCAUCUCAAAGCAGUUUUUCCAUAGCACACCAAUGGCAUUAAUUCUGAACUGAGAGUAGCCUUUUCCGUAUUAAAAAAAUAUAGAUCAGACUGGAAUGAUAGUCCAAAUUUUUGGGUUCCUAAAUGAUGAAGAUAACCGUAUAUUGAUUUUUGAUUUAAUAAUGUCUUUUUCAAAGUGAAAAUUCCCACACAGCGUAUUUUGAAAUUAAUUUUUUACAGUUGAAUAUCGCAAAUUUGUGUUCGUAUUGUUUUCAGUUAUUGCAAAUAUUUUGGGCAAAUUUGCUUCAGUUUUUACUAUCAUACUUUAUGAAUAUUUCCAUUUGUUGUGAAGAAGUGAAGAAUUGUUUUUCAUUUUCUGAAUAUGUACAAAUCAUACAUUUAGCGAAGGCCUAAUUCUUGUGAUCGGUAAAUUUUUCUUUAAUAUGUGCCUCAUCUCUGACUGUAUAUGCCGAGAUUAUUUGUUGAAAAGUUAUUUGAAUAAUAAAGAUAUCAUUUCUGUUUUAUUAUCAGGUUUUAAUUAAUUAAUUAGUUAAUUUUGCUGUCUCGUUCUCACCAAAUUUAACUAUCAUCAUGUCUGUACAUAGUGUGGAUCAUAUGGGACCUCCUGAUAUUGAUGAUGGUUACCGUGGUUACGACAUUGAUGAGGAAGGUCAAGUUGUGGAAUUCUACGAUCACACAAAUGAAUCGAGCGUCCAUGGUGGUAACAGUGGAAUUAGUGGAUCUAAACGAUUGUUGGCGGACCCACCUCCUGCUCAGAAUAUAGCUGCAUCACGCAAAAGAGCAGUUCGUAAAAGUGCUGGAUGUUGUUCUAGUUGUGUCGGAUGCUUGAUUACUAUUGGUAAACUGCCGAUUGCAUCUGCCAUAUGCAUGAUAUUGAUGUGGGUUGGCACAGGAAUGUUUAUCGGUGGAGGGUGGGCUGUUCUGGACGAAACACAAGCACUUUAUCAACGAUAUGGUCCAACAAAUGGAAACCCAGCACGAGAUCCACCACCAGAAUAUUUCUUAGUUGGCGGUGGACAAAGCAGUCUCGAUAAUCGCUAUGAACUACGGAAUCCUGAGGAUCUUGGAAACAGAGUUCCUGAAGUGUUUCUCGGCAUCAAACGAUCGUUUUGUGGCAUUAUUGCUUUUAUGUUCGUUUUUUCCAUUAUUGUUGUGGUUGAUGGUUCACGGAGCACUCAUGAAAUUCAUUCUUCUACUAGAGGUUGCAAGAGCUCAAGCGCUGGUGUGUGUUGUAGUGUUUCUAUCAUAUUCCUGUCCUAUGGGCUUUUACUUGGAUGGGUGUUCUGGCUCUGUUUUGCGACACUCGGCGUCUAUUAUUACAGAGUAGUCAUGCUUCGAUGCGAUGAUAUGGAACAUCGUGGAUUUUCUGAAGGUGUGAAGAAAGAUAUUUGUCUCGAUCUUGUACAGUUCGGUAUCGUUAUGUUUAAAAACACAAAUGAUCAAGAUUUCGGAAAAAUUUGCGGACCAGGAGACAGCAGUAGGCGCACUGUCGGACAACUACAAGAUUAUUGUGACAACUAUUCCCACGCCUGGCAACUUAUGCUCGUUUGUUUCUCUGGAGCUCUUCUCAAUAUAAUAGCUAUGAUGCACUCAUUAAUGAUUGUCACUGGAAACUACAACAACCUUCAGAGACGAUACAUGAGACCGCGGCAAAGCAGGGCCCAAACUGUAGCGUCUUACUCCCCUGCAAUGACCCAUCGUACAGCAGUUAGCAGCAAUGCUACUGCUCCUCCAUUCGUGGUUGGAACAAGAAAUGGAUCUAAUGGAGAAUACAGAAGGCGUCGUUCAAAAGAUAUUGAGAUGGAUCACUUUGAUGAUGAUGGAAGAAUGCCAACUUACGACGAAGCGGUAGGAACACCAAGUGCCUCUUACAUUCCACCGCAGAGAUUCCAAAAAGAUAGUCAUGUUGGUGUAGAUUACUAUUACAAAAGAUACUAAGCAAUGCUUUUAUAGACCUCAAAGUUUGGUCACUUCCAUUCUUGUAUAUAAUUUGAUCAAAUGUUUCUGGAACAUGCAACUUAUAUUGCAAAUUUUGAUAAACAUGUUACGAUGAGCACUCAAAUAUAUUGCAUCAAUGUUUAGUACAUGUGUUUGUUAUACACAUACUGCCAAC
This is a messenger RNA of Styela clava, 2876 nucleotides long. Its product is annotated as proteolipid protein DM alpha-like. Gene Ontology annotation, biological process: neuron projection development. Lineage: Eukaryota; Metazoa; Chordata; Ascidiacea; Stolidobranchia; Styelidae. The record is from RefSeq and is a predicted model, not a curated record. Gene Ontology annotation, cellular component: plasma membrane.